Molecule: messenger RNA, 639 nt
Organism: Westerdykella ornata
Lineage: Eukaryota; Fungi; Ascomycota; Dothideomycetes; Pleosporales; Sporormiaceae
Exons: 3
Coding region: 1-639 (212 amino acids)
Source: RefSeq, a predicted model, not a curated record
AUGCGUGAAGAGAUUGCAAAUAGGCCGUCGAAAGUGCCUGCACCUAUCAAGUUCACGGAUGCAGUCGGGAGGAAGUUCUUCUUCCCUUGGAACAUUAUUCAAACGUGGGCGGGCAUGGAGCAGCUCAUACGAAGUUCGUUCCGCAACAUCCCAGUCAUCAGUUCGCACGUCCAGCAAGGGCACUACAACCUCCUUGGCUCCGACGGCGCGGCCAUCCUUCCUCAACUCUGGGGGGCCACAAUCAAGCCAAACAUGGAAAUCUCCAUGUAUAUGUGGCCGCUUCCUGACCCGCCUCCGCCUCCUCCUCCUCCUCCACCGCCGCCACCUGCUUUCCAGCAUAUUCCAGGUCCGGCACCUUCACCACCCCCAGGACUCCUCCCGCCAUUAUCCCGGCCCCCGACUCCGUCCAUUGCCUAUAUUCGUGUCGUAUAUGCGGCGAAGGCGCCCUCAGAUAUCGGUAUCGAGUACGACUACUUCUUCGAGCGUGUCGACCGUGAUGGCAAGGGUGAGGAAGAGGACGAGGAUUCUGCGACCUUUUCAUGGAAGUUUUGCCAGGAAGAAACUCAUCUCACCCUACAUGAAACAUCAGUCGCGGGAGAGCGCUGGGAGAGAGCCGAAAUCUGCAGUGACAGUACAUAA